AUGCAUUUGUUUAAAUCAUUAGAUGCUGUAAAAACUAUAAUUGGAUAAUCAUAACCAAAAUAAUAAUAUAGGUAUAUAUUUUAUUUAUUAUUAAGCUUUAUAUCAAAUGAUUAUGCUGCUGAAAUUACUUUAAUGCACGGCUCUAUUAGCUUAUUUUUAAUGUAAAUCAUUCACAAAUUAAGAAAAAUACUCUAAAAUAAUCUGAGAUAAAACUUUAGUUUAUAAGCACAAAUAUUAAAUAAGGAAAAAGCAAUAGUGUCUUUUUUCAUGAUGAACUGGCACAUAUCUAUUUUUAAUCUUAGAUUUCAGAAUACCAGACAAAUUCUUAACUUGAUGAACUGA
Messenger RNA from Paramecium pentaurelia, 342 nucleotides. Lineage: Eukaryota; Ciliophora; Oligohymenophorea; Peniculida; Parameciidae. The record is from the annotation of a GenBank genome assembly.